Phyllostomus hastatus (greater spear-nosed bat) is the source of this 8651-nucleotide messenger RNA. RefSeq names its product attractin (gene ATRN). NCBI's taxonomy places the organism in Eukaryota, Metazoa, Chordata, Mammalia, Chiroptera, Phyllostomidae. Bases 78 to 4328 code for a protein of 1416 amino acids. Gene Ontology annotation, cellular component: Golgi apparatus. The transcript has 29 exons. Gene Ontology annotation, molecular function: protein binding. The record is from RefSeq and is a predicted model, not a curated record.
GCACGGCCAGGCGAAGAGGAGCCGGCCGUGCGGUGUGUGUGUUUGUGUGCGUGGGGCUCGGACUCAGCCCCGGGAAGAUGGUGGCGGCGGGGGCGGCUGCGGCGACUGAGGCGAAGCUGAGGGGGAGGACAGUAGCGACGACAGGGCCCUCGGGCAGGAACGGCGAGCAGCUCCGGGACUGGGACGUCCCUGGGGCUAGGAGGCCGGGACUGGGGGCCGGGCUGCGCUUCCCGCAGCUGCUGCUGCUGCUGCUCCCUCCUUUGCUGCUGCUUCCCUGGGCUGCCGAGGCCGUGGCGGCAGCGGCGGUGGUAUCGGGCUCAGCCGCAGCCGAGGCCAAGGAAUGUGACCGGCCCUGUGUCAACGGCGGCCGCUGCAACCCUGGCACCGGCCAGUGCGUCUGCCCCACCGGCUGGGUGGGCGAGCAGUGCCAGCACUGCGGGGGACGCUUCAGACUAACUGGAUCUUCUGGGUUUAUAACAGAUGGACCUGGAAAUUAUAAAUACAAAACAAAGUGCACGUGGCUCAUUGAAGGACCGCCAAAUAAAAUAAUGAGACUUCGCUUCAGUCAUUUUGCUACAGAGUGUAGUUGGGACCAUUUAUAUGUAUAUGACGGGGACUCCAUUUAUGCACCACUAAUUGCUGCCUUUAGUGGCCUCAUCGUUCCUGAAAGAGACAGCAACGAGACUGUCCCUGAGGUGGUUGCCACAUCAGGUUAUGCCCUGCUGCAUUUUUUUAGUGAUGCUGCUUAUAAUUUGACCGGAUUUAAUAUCACUUACAAUUUUGACAUGUGUCCGAAUAAUUGCUCAGGCCAAGGAGAAUGCAAGAUCAGCAACAGCAGCAACACCAUCCAGUGCGAAUGUUCUGAAAACUGGACAGGUGAAGCAUGUGACAUUCCCCACUGUGUAAAUAACUGCGGUUUUCCUCAUCGAGGUGCCUGCAACUCCAGUGAUGUCACAGGGUGUUCCUGUUUCUCAGGGUGGCAGGGUCCUGGAUGUUCAAUUCCUGUUCCGGCUAACCAGUCAUUUUGGACACAGGAGGAAUAUUCUAACCCCAAGCUGCCCAGAGCCUCUCACAAAGCUGUGGUCAGUGGAAACAUCAUGUGGGUCAUUGGAGGAUACAUGUUCAACCACUCAGAUUACAGCAUGGUUCUGGCGUAUGACCUUGCUUCUAGGGAAUGGCUCGCACUGAACCAUUCUGUCAACGAUGUGGUCGUUCGAUAUGGCCAUUCUGUAGCAUUACACCAGGACAAAAUUUACAUGUAUGGAGGAAAAAUUGAUUCCACAGGGAAUGUGACCAAUGAGUUGAGAGUGUUCCAUAUUCACAAUGAAUCAUGGGUGCUGUUGAACCCUAAAGCGAAGGAGCAGUACGCGGUGGUGGGGCAUUCGGCACACAUCGUCACAUUGAACACUGGCCGAGUGGUCAUGCUGGUCAUCUUUGGACACUGCCCCCUCUAUGGCUAUAUCAGCAGUGUGCAGGAAUAUGACUUAGUUACAAACACAUGGAGUAUAUUAAAUACUGUUGGUGCCCUCGUCCAAGGGGGCUAUGGCCAUAGCAGUGUCUAUGACGACAAGACCAGGGCCCUCUAUGUCCAUGGAGGCUACAAGGCUUUCAGUGCCAAUAAAUACCGGCUCGCAGACGAUCUCUACAGAUAUGACGUGGACACCCAGAUGUGGACCAUUCUCAAGGACAGCCGAUUCUUCCGUUACUUGCACACAGCGGUGUUGGUGAGUGGGACCAUGCUGGUGUUUGGAGGGAACACGCACAACGACACGUCCAUGAGCUAUGGUGCCAAGUGCUUUUCUUCGGAUUUCAUGGCUUAUGACAUUGCUUGUGACCGCUGGUCAGUGCUUCCCAGACCUGGUCUCCACCACGUCAACAGAUUUGGCCACUCAGCAGUCUUAUACAACAGCUCCAUGUAUGUGUUUGGUGGAUUCAACAGUCUCCUCCUCAGUGAUGUCCUGGUAUUUACCUCAGAACGGUGUGAAGCACACCAGAGUGAAGCUGCCUGUGUAGCAGCAGGGCCUGGCAUCCGAUGUGUGUGGGAUGCAGGGUCAUCUCAGUGUAUCUCCUGGGAGCUGGCAACAGAAGUACCAGAAGAAAAGUUAAAAUCAGAAUGUUUUUCCAAAAGAACUCUUGACCAUGACAGAUGUGACCAGCACACGGAUUGUUACAGCUGCACAGCCAACACCAAUGACUGCCACUGGUGCAACGACUAUUGUGUCCCUAGGAACCACAGCUGCACGGAAGGCCAGGUCUCCAUUUCCAGGUACGAGAACUGCCCCAAGGACAACCCUGCGUACCACUGUAAUAAGAAGACCAGCUGCAGGAGCUGCGCCCUGGACCCGAGCUGCCAGUGGGAGCCCCGGAAUCAGGAGUGCAUCGCCCUGCCCGAAACUAUCUGUGGCAAUGGCUGGCAUUUGGUUUUAAACUCAUGUAUGAAAAUCACCACUGCCAAGGAGAAUUACGACAACGCUAAACUGUCCUGUAGGAACCACAACGCCUUCUUGGCUUCUCUCACAAACCAGAAGAAGGUAGACUUUGUCGUUACGCAGCUGCGAAUCAUGCAGUCGUCGCAGAGCAUGGCCAAGCAGACCUUGACCCCGUGGGUUGGGCUUCGGAAGAUCAAUGUGUCUUACUGGUGCUGGGAAGAUAUGACCUCAUUCACAAAUAGUACAAUACAGUGGAUGCCAUCUGAGCCCAGUGACGCCGGAUUCUGUGGGAUCUUGUCCGAACCCAGUCCUCGGGGCUUGAAGGCUGCAACCUGCAUCAACCCACUCAAUGGUAGUGUCUGUGAAAGAGAGGCAAACCACAGCAGCAAGCAGUGCCGGGUGCCGUGUGCCCUGAGGAUGGCGUGUGGGGAGUGCACCAGUGGCAGCUCCGAGUGCAUGUGGUGCAGCAACAUGAAGCAGUGUGUGGACUCCAAUGCCUAUGUGGCCUCUUUCCCCUACGGCCAGUGUUUGGAGUGGUACACCAUGAGCAGCUGCCCCCCUGGAAAUUGUUCAGGCUACUGUACCUGUGGCCAUUGCUUGGAGCAACCAGGCUGCGGCUGGUGUACCGAUCCCAGCAAUACUGGCAAAGGGAAAUGCAUAGAGGGCUCCUAUAAAGGACCAGUGAAGAUGCCUUCUCAGGCUCCUGUAGGGAAUUUCUACCCACAGCCCCUUCUCAAUUCCAGCAUGUGUCUGGAGGACAGCAGAUACAACUGGUCUUUCAUUCAUUGCCCGGCUUGCCAGUGCAAUGGCCACAGCAAGUGCAUCAAUCAGAGUAUCUGUGAGAAAUGUGAGGACCUGACCACGGGCAAGCACUGUGAGACCUGUAUAUCUGGCUUCUAUGGCGACCCUACCAAUGGCGGGAAAUGUCAGCCAUGUAAGUGCAAUGGGCACGCAGCGCUGUGCAAUACCAACACGGGCAAGUGUUUCUGCACCACCAAGGGCGUCAAGGGGGACGAGUGCCAGCUGUGUGAGGUAGAAAAUCGAUACCAGGGAAACCCUCUCAAAGGAACAUGUUAUUACACUCUUCUUAUUGACUAUCAGUUCACCUUCAGCCUGUCCCAGGAGGAUGACCGCUACUACACAGCCAUCAAUUUUGUGGCCACACCUGAUGAACAAAACAGGGAUUUGGACAUGUUCAUCAAUGCCUCCAAAAACUUCAACCUCAAUAUCACCUGGGCCGCCAGCUUCUCAGCUGGAACCCAAGCUGGAGAAGAGAUGCCUGUUGUUUCAAAAACCAACAUCAAGGAGUACAAAGAUAGCUUCUCUAAUGAGAAGUUCGAUUUUCGUAACCACCCAAAUAUCACUUUCUUUGUUUACGUUAGUAAUUUCACCUGGCCCAUCAAAAUUCAGAUCGCCUUCUCCCAGCACAGCAAUUUUAUGGACCUGGUACAGUUCUUUGUGACUUUCUUCAGUUGUUUCCUCUCUUUGCUCCUGGUGGCUGCUGUGGUUUGGAAGAUCAAACAAAGUUGUUGGGCCUCCAGACGCAGAGAGCAACUGCUUCGAGAGAUGCAGCAGAUGGCCAGUCGUCCCUUUGCCUCUGUAAAUGUUGCCUUGGAAACCGAUGAAGAGCCUCCCGAUCUUAUUGGGGGGAGUAUAAAGACGAUUCCCAAACCCAUUGCCCUGGAGCCAUGUUUUGGCAACAAAGCUGCUGUCCUCUCAGUGUUUGUGAGGCUCCCUCGAGGUCUUGGUGGAAUCCCUCCUCCCGGGCAGUCGGGUCUCGCGGUAGCCAGCGCCCUGGUGGACAUUUCUCAGCAGAUGCCAAUUGUGUACAAAGAGAAGUCAGGAGCGGUGAGAAACCGGAAGCAGCAGCCACCUGCGCAGCCUGGGACCUGUAUUUGAUGCUGGGGCCAGGGACUCUUCGUGAGCGAGCGAAGUGUGGCGAGGUGUGGCACGCUGGAGCCGUCUGCAGGGAGGGGGCAGGCAGGCAGGCAUGAGCUGCUCUGCAGAGCGGAGCAGGGCCGAGAACUGGACACCCUCCGACUGGAAACAUCCGACUCAUCUGCAUGUUCACGAGCUUUCUUUGACAGUUUCUCCAUCUGUGCUCCAGCACCUAACCUUUUGUUUUUGCACAGGAAAUGAUUGAUUUAAUCACAUGUCUGGGGUGAUCGACACGUUGCUGGAGUAGGCCUUAGUGGAGCCAGUGAGAGAGCUGGGAACAACACUCAGGUUUACUUGUGGGAGGCUGGUCUUGGGACGGUCUCAGCUGCGCAGAAAACAAAGAUGUGGUGUUUACAAGUAGACAUGCGUCAUCAGUCAUUCUGGACACGGUCUUUUCCAAACGAGUCAGAUGAACGAACUUGUUUUCAUCUGAAGCCUGCUAUCUUUUUUAAAAGAUGUGCUGUUUAUUCUUGCACGUUUUAGGCAGAUACCUCUCUUCCAAGGAGUAGCUUUUUUCUAGUUGAGAACUAAUAACGGUCCAUCUCUUUUGAAUCAUAUUAAACUCAGAUAGAAGGGGGCUAUUUUAAAUGUCAAGGUCAGCAGUGAUACUUAGAACAUAAUCUGGUGUAAUAGGUAGUUUUCUAGAGCAACUUGAUUAAUUUAGUCUAAAUCCGUUUGAAAUUCCUCUCUCUCUCACACAUACACACAUACACAUAACACUAAGUGCCUAGACUUUAAAUAGAUCUAGCAGUUGGAAAGUUAAUAAGCCUCAGUUUUUACAUAAUUGCAUUCCUACAUUCUUACAAAAUUUAAAUAGUUUCCAUUGGCAAUCUUUUUUUUCUUUCUAAAAUGUACUUUGCAGCCAGGAAAGAAUUCUCACCCCAAGGAACCUUUACCCCAGCAGCAAGGACUGAAAGGAAAGCAAAAACAACCUAGCUGUGAAAGCUCCUAUUUGUAUUGUUGUCAGAAAGGACACUAAGUGAGCGUGGUCCCCAUGCGUCCCCGUGCCCCCAGGCAACUCUAGGCCUGACGUCUGCCUCAGCCUUUCUGCCCGCCUGCUGCCAGGGCGGCACAGGGGAAGGGACGCACCCGCGUCACAGACCUCCCUGGAGCAGAAAAGCGCAGGACGGCACCGGGAUGGGAGAGCGACUCUGUGCCUGCAGCCUGCCGUGGGCUGGGGGUCACCGCAGGCUGCGCAUGGAAUCACACGCCAGGAGAAGGGCAGCGCCCACUGUUGUCGGCAGAACCUGCCCGGAGCCUGGAGAAGGACCUGGAGCUAUUCGCCCUCUCUCCCCGAGAGGGCCUGGGCUCUUCAUCCCGCCCACACCUCCUCCCCCACCCCGACUCAGCUGGUAGCUGUGGGACUGGCAGUGAACACUAAAAGGAUGAAAAGCACAUGGGAAAAUGGACAAGGAGGGAAAACUCUGCCACGUGGAAAGUGACCAAGCAGGGUGGGGCAGCCCCUGCCCCCCUCGCCGGGCGCCGCCGGGCCGCGUGCUGUCCUGUCUGUGGUGCUGCCCUCUGGCGUCAUUCAGCAGCCUCCCAGGACCUCUUGUGCUUUAAAACCUGGGGAUAGACCUCUAGACAACAAUGCUCGAGUUUGUGAAUUUGGAGAAAUUAAUACUCAAAAGAGCAAGAACUGCAGCAUUUCACCUCUGAAUGCAGUGCCUAGAGAGGGAGUAUUGUCUCUUCCCUGGUACCGACCUCACUCCCAUGAGGAGUUGCCUGAAAAGAUGUUUUCAAAGAAGGUGAACCGUAAGACACUGUCUGGUACACAGAACACCUCUACUUUGAGACUCUUCUCUCAAAAAGCUGUGUUUUCACAUCACUGUUAAAGAGCAGAUGGUUCUAGCAAAGACCUCUCGGAACUUCCCACAUCCCUACUCCAGGUAACAACAGCCACGGAGAGCCUCCGUGGCCUGGCCCUUCCCCUCUGUGAUUUCCACGAGGCCUCUUGGCCAGGAGGGAGGCACUGGAGAGGCUCCUCGCACAGGGAAUCCUCGUUUGUUCUACGGAGCAGUCUCUUCCCCACAGUUGUCCCACAGCCACCCCGUCCCAUGCCUUGAAGUAACCUGCACCGAGCCCCACAGCCACCCGGUUAUCUUUUAUUUAUUUUUCCUAAAAGAGAAUGUUCCAUUUUAGAAAGGAAGGAAAGAGCCGAUGAAGUGUAAUUCUGCUCCAACGGUGGAGGACAGCUGACUCCACCUGCUUCUCCCCCGGGCCCGUGGCAAACAGCUUCCUUGAGGCUCAGGCCAGAGGAAGAGAAGGGCCAGAGGAAGGGAAGGGCCGGAGAAAGGGCACUCGGCGCAGAGCCGGUUACCAGGAGAGCGUCACAGGGACCCGAGGAGGCGCCUGCAUGCCACAGGAGAGCCCUGGACGUGAUUGAAGCCGUCACGACAGCAUCGAUGUUGCACUUGUACAUAACUCUACAGCAGUGUCCGGAAUGCUCAGACAUUCGGAGUGUACAUAAAGCAGGAAAAUAUCUCAGUGUAUUUUUAUUAAAUGUAACAGUGUCUGAGUGUCACCCAGUAUGUUUUUGUGCCACAUACUGGAUGUCCAGGUUCAGAGAAGUCUUCCAGUUAGGCCCCGAAACACAGAAAACAAAGCCAAGGGCGGCACCCCCAUCGCCCGGUGUGUUUGGAUGCAUCUGGCGCCGACUGGCCAACCUGAAUCACCUGUCAGCACACGCGUGGAAACCGGCAGCCAGUCCCUUCAGGCAGCGGUGUGCCAGGAGAUUCAGAUGCCGGUGGGAAUCUCUGUCUCUGGUGCAGGCGCUGCGAGGGUCUGGUGAGCCGCUCCGCCUCUGGGUGCUGGCGGGUGGCCGGGGACAGCCCGGCUCCUCCUGAGAACCAUUGCUGGAGGUCCGUAAGUUCAAAGACCAUACCUGGAGAAAGCAGAUUUUCCAAAAAGGGGGUUUCAGGCUGUGUUUCAUUGUGGUUUUAUCUAAAUUUUUAAUGGUCAUUUCCGAGGACCAUAGUUUACUAUACCGGAAACUGGUGGUGGGAGUGGCAUGGCUGGUUGUUGAUACACAGCUUCCGUUUUCUCCAUGGAGAGCCGCACACACCCUGGCCUCCUGGCCUCUCCUGUCCGCCUCUCCACACACAGCUUAGGGGGAAGCCUGUGCCUCCCUCUGGGGAUCACCUCCGAAAGGCGGGGAGAGGCAUGGAGAGAAGGCAGCUCAGGCUCCCCUGAGCUACCCAGGAGGCCAAGCAGCCCUGGACAGAAGACGGGCAGCAAAAGGAGAACGUGACAGGGUCUGUGGGUGAGGCCUGAGGUGAAAGAUGAGAGACGCACCAGGAAAUCUGGGGCAAAUGAAAAGACCAGAGCACUAUCAGAAAAAGACGUUUUACCUUUCGGUGCCAGUCUCACUCCUUCCACUUCAGGGCGUGUGUGAGGGGAAGGAGUGGGAGCGACUCACUUCCUUGGCUGGCAUGUCCUCGCCAGGAGCGCCUUCGAUGCCCCGGUGUCAUUCAUCCAUCCAUUCAACAAACGCUCCCUGAGCACUUACCACGAACAACCUAAGCUCACUCUAGGGCAGUGACCGGGAUGAGAAGGAGCUCCAGGACUACGACAGAAUCCAGCUCCCAGACCCACCGUCCCAGGAGACCUUUUCCUUGUGGUUUCUGUGAGAAUUGGCAGUCCUGAGCACAGACCCGGGAAGGCAGAGGGUCUGUCCUUGGGCCACCUACCUGCUCUCAGUCUGAAAUGUUUACCCAGUGUACCAAACUCAGCCUCAGACAGCACGGUGACAGUUUGUGGGUGGCCCCCCAGGAGACACUUCCCGAGUCCUGAACACCUUCGUUUGCAGGGAAAUGAUUGGGAGAGAAGAAAACCAGCGCCUUCUCUUUUAAUGGCAAUAAUGGAAUCGACUUCUGGUAACUGAAUUUGUGCACAAAACAUUCUAAACACUAGUGAAGCCUGUUUCAUUGAACUAAUUCUGGCUCUGGAAAUGUUUUGUUCUGUAGUGAUUUACCGUUUUUUUGUUUGUUUGGAUUCAAGCUUAGUUUGUUAAUAUGUAUAAUUUAGCAUCUAUUGCACUCAUGUAAAUAUGGAGUAAGUAUUGUAAACUAUUUCAUUGCUGGGGAUUGUGGGUGUUAUACAUACAUUUAGGAUUGCAAUUUUUUGGUAUUUUUUGUAUUGUAAAAUAACAGCUAAUUUAAGCAGGAACAAGAGAAAUAAGGGAGGUCUGUGCAUUUUAAACACAAAUGUGAAGAACUUGUAUAUAAUCAAAACUAACCCUAUACUACAAACUUCCUUCUAAAAUAAAAGUAGAUCUGGUAAAAA